AUGAUGAUGCAGGCGACUCCCAUACCACCUCAUUCUCCCUUCCCUGAAGUUGAGAAGCUUAUACCACAGGCAGCCGUGAGCCAUGACGAACCUGUGCUGUCCAUACAGAGUCCUCAACUCCCACUUCUCCACGACUUGCUGCCAAUCGAUAGGCUGCAUGUCACGAAGAGGCUCCGAGUCAAGAACGUGCUGUGCCUACGAGGGAAGAAGAACAGGUUCUUCGUGAGGACCUCCGACCAGACACUAAUGUAUACUAUUGAAGAGGAGAAUAGAAGUUGGUGGGUAGGAUAUUUCUGCUAUGGUCUACGUCCACUCGAGCUGAGGGUGAUGAACGAGCAGGGUAAAGAGGUGAUGAGGAUACACCGGCCCUUCUCCUGCACUGCCAGGAUCUUCCCCUGUCAGCUGCAGCACCUGGAAAUAUACUCGCCUCCUGAACAGCUUAUUGGUAAAGUGGAGCAGCAGUGGACAGCCCUCAGACCCAUAUACGUAAUCAAGAAUGGCGAUGGUGAUACUCUAUUUCUCAUUAUUGGUCCGUACAUGACACUGAGCUGUUUUCGCGACGUGCACUUCCAGAUAGUGCGGCCUGAUGGCACGGCAGUGGGCAGCACCUGCAGACACUGGCAGGGGCUCACACAUGCUCUAAUCUUCGCACCAAUUUCUGACAAAUUCGGGCUGAACUUCGAACAAAAUAUCUCAGUAGAAGAAAAGGGUCUGCUCCUAGCUGCCGCCCUGCUGAUGGACUACAUGUACUACGACGCGUGA
Molecule: messenger RNA, 762 nt
Organism: Spodoptera littoralis (African cotton leafworm)
Lineage: Eukaryota; Metazoa; Arthropoda; Insecta; Lepidoptera; Noctuidae
Source: the annotation of a GenBank genome assembly